Molecule: messenger RNA, 642 nt
Organism: Chaetomium globosum CBS 148.51
Lineage: Eukaryota; Fungi; Ascomycota; Sordariomycetes; Sordariales; Chaetomiaceae
Exons: 3
Coding region: 1-642 (213 amino acids)
Source: RefSeq, a predicted model, not a curated record
AUGUGCCAGGCCACGGGCGAGGAGCUGGUGCAGGCCGGCGCCAGCGAGUUCGUGCGAGGAACCCCGUCCGCCAUCACGACCAUCGGCGUCGCACCCAGCUCGACGUCAUCCUCAUCCACCUCCACCGCCGUCGAGUCCUCAUCCAUAACCUCUGACCCGUCAUCGUCCACAACCUCGGAGCCCGACUCCACAUCCCAGGACAGUUCGACGUCAACCACACCCGGGCAAAGCGACAGCGGGAGCGAGUUCGAGACACCCGCUCCAAACGACGACACGUCCUCCGGAUCUACCAACAUCGGUGCCAUCGUCGGUGGUGCGGUCGGAGGGGCCGUGGUUGUGAUUCUCGCUGGGUUGGGCGGGUGGCUGCUGGCUCGGAAGCGGUGGGCUAACAGCGGUAACGGUGCCAAUGGCACCCAGGGCAACGGCAACGGCAACGCUACCAGCUACGGCGACCACAACGAUCACGACUACGCCCGCAGCUACGGCAACGCCACGAGUCGUAUCAAGCACAUCAUCAUGUACCGCCACCGUCAGGAGGGUGGAGUCCGGAGGCGCCGAGCGGUCCUUACGAGCUGGGAUUGCAGGAGGCCAGGCAGCGCCCCCGUGGACACGCGAUGGAAAUGUCCGUGGACCUUCCCUUAG